Messenger RNA from Emericellopsis cladophorae, 2064 nucleotides. Its product is annotated as putative acetolactate synthase. The transcript has 2 exons. Gene Ontology annotation, molecular function: thiamine pyrophosphate binding; acetolactate synthase activity; flavin adenine dinucleotide binding. Bases 1 to 2064 code for a protein of 687 amino acids. Lineage: Eukaryota; Fungi; Ascomycota; Sordariomycetes; Hypocreales; Bionectriaceae. Gene Ontology annotation, cellular component: mitochondrion; acetolactate synthase complex. The record is from RefSeq and is a predicted model, not a curated record. Gene Ontology annotation, biological process: L-valine biosynthetic process.
AUGCUCCGAAGUCGCCCGGCCUCGAAAGCCCUGAGGGCUCUGCAGUCGAGGCAGUUCACCACCAAGACCACGGCCGCUGCGGCCAUUCAGCCCACCAAGACGACGCCCGCGUCGACGAGGCAACAGACCACGACAGCCGCUCCCCAGGUCCGCGACAUCCCCUCGUCGGGGUUCAACACGGCCGACAAGGACCGCAGCCAUGUCCAGCCUCUCGUCAACCCUCGCCGGCCGGAGAUGGACGAGUCGUUCAUCGGCAAGACGGGCGGUGAGAUCUUCCACGAGAUGAUGAUGCGGCACAAUGUUCGCCACAUCUUUGGCUACCCCGGCGGCGCCAUCCUCCCCGUCUUCGACGCCAUCUACAACUCGAAACACUUUGACUUUAUCCUGCCCCGUCACGAGCAGGGUGCCGGCCACAUGGCCGAGGGCUACGCGCGUGCUUCUGGCAAGCCCGGCGUCGUCCUGGUCACCUCGGGCCCCGGCGCCACCAACGUCGUGACGGCCAUGCAGGACGCCUACUCGGACGGCACCCCCAUGGUCGUCUUCACCGGCCAGGUUGUCACCACCGCCAUUGGCAGCGACGCCUUCCAGGAGGCCGACGUUGUCGGCAUCUCGCGCGCCUGCACCAAGUGGAACGUCAUGUGCAAGUCGGUGGCGGAGAUGCCCCGUCGCAUCAACGAGGCCUUUGAGAUUGCCACCUCUGGCCGACCCGGCCCCGUCCUCGUCGACCUGCCCAAGGACGUCACCGCCGGUGUCCUGCGUCGUGCCAUCCCGACCGAGACGUCGCUGCCCAACCUCCCCAGCGCGGCGGCCCGCGCGGCGGCCGAGGUGCGCCGACAGGAGAUGCGCAACUCGCUGAAGCGCGUGGCCAAGCUGCUCAAGGUCGCUAAGCAGCCCGUCAUCUACGCCGGCCAGGGCAUCAUCCUCUCCGAGGGCGGACCCGAGGCCCUCCGGGAGUUGGCCGAGACGGCCUCCAUCCCCGUGACCACCACCCUGCAGGGUCUGGGCGCCUUUGACGAGCUGAACGAAAAGUCCCUGCACAUGCUGGGCAUGCACGGCUCGGCGUACGCCAACAUGGCCAUGCAGCAGGCCGACCUGAUCAUCGCCCUCGGCGCCCGCUUCGACGACCGCGUGACGCUCAACGUGGCCAAGUUCGCCCCCGGCGCCAAGGCGGCCGCGGCCGAGGGCCGUGGUGGCAUUGUGCACUUUGAGAUCAUGCCCAAGAACAUCAACAAGGUGGUGCAGGCCACCGAGGCCGUUGAGGGCGACGUCGCAAGCAACGUGCGCGACCUGCUGCCCUUGGUAGAGCCCCGCUCGAUGGAGAGCCGCAAGGAGUGGUUCGGCAAGAUCAACGAGUGGAAGGCCAAGUGGCCGCUGUCGCACUAUGAGCGCGCCGAGCGCGGCGAGCUCAUCAAGCCGCAGACCCUCAUUGAGGAGCUCAGCAACCUCACCGCGGACCGCAAGGACACGACGUACAUCACCACGGGCGUCGGCCAGCACCAGAUGUGGACGGCGCAGCACUUUCGCUGGCGCCAUCCCCGCACCAUGAUCACCUCGGGCGGCCUGGGCACCAUGGGCUUCGGCCUGCCGGCCGCCAUUGGCGCCAAGGUGGCCCAGCCCGACGCGCUGGUGGUCGACAUUGACGGCGACGCGUCGUUCGGCAUGACCCUGACGGAGCUCUCGACGGCGGCCCAGUUCAACAUUGGCGUCAAGGUCAUUGUGCUGAACAAUGAGGAGCAGGGCAUGGUGACGCAGUGGCAGAACCUCUUCUACGAGGACCGCUACGCGCACACGCACCAGGCCAACCCCAACUUUGUCAAGCUCGCCGAGGCCAUGCACGUGCAGGCCCGCCAGGUGUCCAAGCCCGAGGACGUCAAGGAGGCCCUGACCUGGCUCAUCAACACGGACGGCCCGGCCCUGCUCGAGGUCGUGACGGACAAGAAGGUGCCCGUCCUGCCCAUGGUGCCGACGGGCGCUGGUCUGCACGAGUUCCUGGUCUGGGAUGGCGAGAAGGACAAGAAACGCCGAGCGCUCAUGAGGCAAAGAACGAAUAAUCUGCACGGUUAA